UAUUGAUGUGAUCCCAGAGGAAGGUGGCACAAAUAUUGAACUGAUAAGUGGUGGCCGCAAUGUGGAAGUAACGACUGGGAACGUCUAUGACUAUGUACGUAAGUAUGCAGAGUAUCGCAUGGCUAAAUCUCAGGAGAAGGCUUUGCAGAAUAUUUGCGAUGGGGUGUUCGAUGUCAUCCCUGGAGGUUCUUUGGAUUCCCUAACUGCCGAGGACCUACGACUUUUACUCAAUGGUGUUGGAGACAUCAACGUUGCCACUCUCAUCUCUUAUACCUCAUUCAAUAAUGAAAGUGCCGAAUCCAACGACCGUCUCAACAAGUUCAAGCGAUGGCUAUGGUCCAUUGUGGAGAAAAUGACCAAUCAAGAAAAAGAAGACUUGUUCAUUGGAAGCCAAAUAGAAGUAGCUAGACGACAAAAUGAUUCUUGA
This is a messenger RNA of Procambarus clarkii (red swamp crayfish), 427 nucleotides long. The record is from RefSeq and is a predicted model, not a curated record. Lineage: Eukaryota; Metazoa; Arthropoda; Malacostraca; Decapoda; Cambaridae.